GGGUACAAGACCGACAUCAGGCCUCAGAAGGACUACAUCAAAUUGCACCGUAAGCGGUACGGUUAUCGCUUGGACUACCAUGAAAAGAAGAGGAAGAAGGAGAGCCGUGAGGCUCAUGAAAGGUCACAGAAAGCAAAGAAACUCAUUGGACUGAAGGCCAAACUGUACCACAAGCAGCGACAUGCCGAGAAAAUACAGAUGAAGAAAACUAUCAAAAUGCAUGAGAAGAGGAAUGCCAAACAGAAGAAUGAUGAGAAGACACCAGAAGGAGCUAUACCAGCUUAUCUACUGGACAGAGAAGGGCAGAGCCGAGCCAAAGUUCUCUCCAAUAUGAUCAAGCAAAAGGGAAAAGAAAAAGCAGGCAAGUGGGAAGUUCCUUUACCCAAAGUGCGUGCUCAGGGAGAAACAGAAGUGCUUAAAGUUAUCCACACAGGAAAGAGAAAGAAGAAAGCCUGGAAGAGAAUGGUCACCAAAGUCUGCUUUGUUGGGAUGGAAUUCACCCGAAAACCACCUAAAUAUGGAAGAUUUAUUAGACCAAUGGGCUUGCGUUUUAAAAAGGCACACGUGACACAUCCAGAAUUAAAAGCCACAUUUUGUCUCCCUAUCCUUGGGGUAAAAAAGAAUCCUUCCUCUCCACUUUAUACAAGCUUGGGUGUCAUCACAAAAGGCACAGUGAUUGAAGUGAAUGUCAGUGAGCUGGGUCUUGUCACGCAAGGCGGCAAAGUUAUCUGGGGAAAAUAUGGACAGAUCACGAACAAUCCAGAAAACGAUGGAUGUAUCAACGCUGUUUUGCUUGUAUAA
Molecule: messenger RNA, 801 nt
Organism: Staurois parvus
Lineage: Eukaryota; Metazoa; Chordata; Amphibia; Anura; Ranidae
Source: the annotation of a GenBank genome assembly